Messenger RNA from Gastrolobium bilobum, 2200 nucleotides. RefSeq lists its product as uncharacterized. Lineage: Eukaryota; Viridiplantae; Streptophyta; Magnoliopsida; Fabales; Fabaceae. The record is from RefSeq and is a predicted model, not a curated record. The transcript has 6 exons. The coding region runs from base 386 to 1693 and encodes 435 amino acids.
AAGGGUUUGAUAAGAGAAGUGUGAGUGCAGUAGCGCUAGGGAAGAGGGAGAGUCCGUAAGGGCGUAAAAGAACUGUCUGAAACGCCUCUUUCCUCAUUUUCUUGUUUGCGUCCUCUCUGCAACAACACCACUCUCUCUCUCUCUUUCUCUCUCUCUCUCUCUUUCUCGAAUCUCCUUCGCCUCUUCCACUCACUCUUUCUCUGUGACGCUUUGUUUCGUUAAAAGGUCUUGACUGUGAAUUCCGUUUUUUCAGCAUUGAUUUCGGAUCGUUCUGACUUUUCGAGUAAAGAGCUAUAUUCACAAGUGAAUGGUGUAGAUUUGUAUUUGCAGAUGCAAUAGGUGGUUGUGUUAGUAUAACAAGAUAAAAACUGUUGUGUACCUCACAAUGGGUGCUGCUUGUUGUGUUGCUGCCAAAGAUAAAACUAUACAAAAUGGUUCAACCAGUGACAUUUUGCAUCGGAAUAUUCGAUGUUCUCCAACAUGGAGCUUUCGGUGGGAUCAUCGAGGGCGUGUAGCUGGUGAAGAUACUUCUAUAAAUUGGUUUUCUGAUGGUAUUAGCCGGAAUGACGGAUCAGAGAAUAAAAAUGAAUCAGCAUAUGUAUCAGAGGAUGGAAGUCCAUUGCAGAACUAUCAACAGAACAGAUACCAAAAAUCCCCAAUUUCUGAAGGAACUGCUGCACAUAUGAGAAAUUCACCUUCAGAUCAAUCUAUUUCAAGGAACGUCUCUAUGGAUGUCAGUGUGGAACAGGUGAAGGGGUUGGCAGAAUCAUCAAUAGUAUCUAGUCCAUCUCCCACAAAACCAUCAUUGCCAUCAACUUCAUUGUCAGCAUCUCCUCUAUUAUCCCAAUGUCACACGACUCCAUCCAGCUCAACCCCAUUAAGGUUGCCUUGCCGUUCUCCUGGACACCAGCUGUUACAGCAAGCUUCUUACAGCCGAACCCCAGCAUUUAAGUCACCCGGCAGCUUCUCUCUGUCUGAAGAUAGGCCAGGGUUUCCCUCAUGGAGCAAUGAAUCAGGUAUCCGCUCCCAUGGUGGAUCUUCAGAUGGUUGGUCUAUACCUGGCCUUUCUGAGUCGAUGGGAACUCCCGUCAGAGAAAGUUGGUCAUUUGAUAGUGAGUCCUUUGGUUUUAAUCGUGAAAGGUUAGCUAGAUCCAAUAGUUGGUUUUCUGCUUCACCAGUUGAUUUGCAAACAUGUGGUGUUUGCUCAAAGCUUUUAACGGAGAAGUCUUCUUGGAGCACCCAAAAGAUAAUUGCAAGUAAUGACCUUUCUGUAGUUGCUGUUCUUAUCUGUGGGCACAUCUAUCAUGCUGAAUGUUUGGAGACUAUGACACCUGAUAUCAAUAAGUAUGACCCAGCUUGCCCAGUUUGCACUUUUGGUGAGAAACAAACUAUGAAGCUGUCCGAAAAAGCUCUGAAAGCUGAAAUGGAUUUGAAGGCUAGAAACAAGAAAUCAAAGAAUCGGAUUGUGAACAGCGAUAUCGAUGAUGAUUCUGUUGUGUUCGAUCACUUUAAAGGGAGAGGGCUUAAAGAUAAAGGUCCUAGGAUGGACUCCAAUUCCAGUGGGAGAAGCUCCUUUGGGAAACCUUUUCUGAGGCGACACUUUUCCUUUGGAUCAAAGGGUUCCAGAUCCAUGUUAGAUAAUCACCCUACAAGAAAGAAGGGCUUCUUUUGGGCCAAAUCUAGCAAGGAAUAAGCUCCUUUUUGGUUGUGGGGAGGUUCCAUGUUGAUCUUCUCUGCAUCCUUAAAAGGAUUGUGAAAAGGGCAAGAUGUAAUGCAUGAUUUCUGAGCAUCUGUUCACACUAAUCUGUGAUUUCAACAAGAUUAGAGGCUGAAGUUACUCUGUAAAGAACACAUACAGAAGUGGAAGAUGAAUAUAGAGACGUAGUAGAUAGUGUUUUGAGACCAAGAGUCUUUUUGUUUUGUACAGGUCGAUUUGAUUAUUGCAAGGAUAUAAUUCAUAUCCAAAUGAUGUUCUGUUGACCAUGAUUCUGCUUUUAUGUAAUGCGUGCCAUUAGCCCUUGGGAGUUUCUGGUGUUGGGCUAUGGUCUUCUCCACAGAUUGUUAGGCAAUACCAAUUAUUUUGAUUGACUUUAGUUGGUUGCUUUUAAUGAAAAAACAGCUUCAGGAAUAGCCUUUUAUCAAUUUAGUGUUUUUUUGUACGUGGCAGAUUGAUCUAUGUACUUUUUUCUGGACGGGUUGC